Molecule: messenger RNA, 766 nt
Organism: Danio rerio (zebrafish)
Lineage: Eukaryota; Metazoa; Chordata; Actinopteri; Cypriniformes; Danionidae
Gene: dtd2
Product: D-aminoacyl-tRNA deacylase 2
Source: RefSeq, marked validated
AGUUGUUCCAUAGUUCAUCUUAGUGAAGUUCAUUCAUUAUACACAUUUAUCAUUUCUAUUAUUCGGCAAUACAUUGAUCACAUUAGUUUAAAUUGGCUAUUUUUGGUUUAUAUCGUGGCAAUGUCGGAAAAAACGGAUAGCGGCAUGAAAGCGCGUGUGGUUCUCCAGCAGUGUCUGCAUGCACGACUUCAGGUCAAACCUCCAGAUGAGGAGAGUGAAGCUGAAUGGGUUGAGGUUAAUAGAGGAAUGGUUAUCUACAUCUGCUUUUUCAAAGGUGCAACUGAAGAUUUAAUCCCCAAAAUGGUAAACACGCUGCUGAACGUGAAGCUUUGUGAGACAGAAUCAGGAAAGUUCACCUCAGUUCUUCAGCUACCUGGCAGUGUUCUCAUUGUACCACAAGCCACACUCGGAGGAAAACCGAAGGGACGAGGGAUGCAGUACCACGGCAAUAUUGGGAAAGAUGAAGGAUUGAAGCUCUAUGAAACCUUUGUGUCUCUCUGUCAAAGUGAGCUCUCGUCCUGCAAAAACAGUGACAUUCUUACAGAGGUCAAGCAUGGAACGUAUGGAAACAGACAAGUCCUGAAGCUGGAUACAAAUGGACCUUAUACACAUCUAAUGGAAUUUUAAGAAUGAUACAUUUUCAGUUGUUUGUAAAUCAGUAAUAUAUUGGUGGAUAAGGGACAUGAGUUGAUUUACUUAAUUCAGAAGUAUGAAAGACGGUUAAUUCAUGUUUAUAUUUGCACUCCUAAAUAAAAUAUAUGCAAGG